AUGCGCGAGGCGACCGCAGCGCCGCCGUCAUCAGCGCGACCGCCAUCGCAACGAGGCGCGCUAUCCCGUUCACUUCGCGACGAAGAAGCCACGAAGAAAUGCCCGUAGGUUCGAGAUCGAUCGUCAGUCCGAGUUCCCGUACGACGAGCAUGGAGGUAUCAUCGCGGUCGAGCCUGUAACGGGCGCGCUGUGGAUCUCAGGAGCGAGGCCAGCACGCACUCUCGUCGUCAUCGUCACCGUCACCAUCGUCAUCAUCGUCGUCGUCGUCGUCUUGCAUCGUCGCUCUCGCGCUCCACGCUCGCGUCGGGUCAGCUGCUGCUAACUUCGCGCCGCCCCCUUCGCGCGCCAGGUUGUCGGUUGUGUGUGCAUCGGGUGCGCGUAUCGCAUCGAGCCCGCGGCCCCGCGAUCGUGACACUCUCCGCCCCCGAGGUGCGCCGCCCGCAGGCCUCUCCGCGUGCACGAUGGAGCUGCGCGUUGGUAACAAGUACCGGCUCGGACGGAAAAUCGGGAGCGGCUCCUUCGGCGACAUUUACCUAGGUACGAAUAUUUCAACGGGUGAGGAGGUUGCCAUCAAGUUGGAAUGCAUAAAGACACGGCAUCCGCAGCUGCACAUAGAGUCCAAGUUUUACAAGAUGAUGCAAGGAGGCGUUGGAAUACCAACUAUAAAAUGGUGUGGUUCGGAGGGUGAUUAUAACGUAAUGGUAAUGGAAUUACUUGGGCCAUCACUGGAAGAUUUGUUUAAUUUUUGUUCAAGACGUUUUACUCUGAAAACAGUCCUGCUCCUUGCCGAUCAAUUGAUAAGUAGAACAGAUUACAUUCACAGCCGCAACUUUAUUCAUCGUGAUAUUAAGCCAGACAAUUUUCUGAUGGGUCUGGGAAAGAAGGGCAACCUCGUCUACAUUAUAGAUUUCGGAUUGGCUAAAAAAUAUCGCGAUGGCCGCACACACAAGCAUAUACCCUAUCGAGAAAACAAGAAUCUGACAGGGACGGCCAGAUACGCGAGCAUAAACACACACUUGGGGAUCGAGCAGUCACGACGGGACGACCUCGAAUCUCUGGGCUAUGUCCUCAUGUACUUCAAUAGAGGUAGUCUACCCUGGCAAGGAUUGAAAGCAGCGACUAAGAGACAAAAGUACGAACGCAUUUCUGAAAAGAAAAUGUCCACUCCCAUAGAAGAACUCUGUAAAGGCUAUCCUGUAGAGUUUGCGUCGUAUCUAAGGUAUUGUCGGGAUUUGCGCUUCGAGGAGAGGCCGGAUUAUUCGCAUCUCCGACAACUUUUCCGAACAUUGUUCCACGGUCAGGGCUUCACUUACGAUUACGUCUUUGACUGGAAUAUGCUGAAGUUUGGUAACGCGAGACAACCAACUUUACCUUCCGCACAACAAGCGCCCAUGCACUCGCAGCCGUCUAACGCGGCGCUGCCUUCUGGGACCAACAACGAUCAGGAACAUCGAUCAAGGCCCUACACGCGGCAAUGUUUGCCAAACGCGUCCGUAGCGACGGUGGGCCCGACGCUUGGACGCUUGGACCCGACCACGAGUUUGCGAGCGAUCCGGCAGAAACGCGAGAUGGAGACUCGUGGUGACCAGGACAAUCAGGACAAGAAUGAUCUCCAAGCAUCGGGUGCGGGUGGACAGGAGCGAAGGGUCAGCAUGCGAUUGCAUCGUAGGGAUACACUUCUAGCAGCUGCAGGAGAAAUGCAGCCCAAGUCCAAGAAGCGCCAAUGCGACGGCAAUCGCUCCACCCACCCUGAUGGUCAGGCGGGCAAGCGUGCAACACAACAAGUGAAUCAGCAACAGCAAUAGCGGAAUCAUCAUCAUCAUCAUCAUCAUCCUCGUAAUCAGCAACGUCGUUCAUCAAGAGCGACGACCAGCGUUCGCCGCCGACACGGCGCUUUCCUGCCUGUCGCAAACCGGAAGUGAACCCGCGCGCGGCCGGAAGUGGUGCCGCGCAGCCAUCCGGUGAACGGUGAACGGAUGCGACCCGAUUGUCGCGUUUGUCGGUGACAAUUGUAAUCGCGGUGGUGCUUCAUGAACAUCCAGUAACGGGAAAGGUAACGUGAGGAUGCCUGCGUGUGACUCCUUGCACCGAGUGGACGAUGAGAGGAGGAAGGAAGAGGAGGGAGAGAACUGUAACAACUCGACGUCGACUGUGUCCCCGGGAUGCAACGAUGCAGCUCUCAUCUUAGUGCGCAAGAUUGGGCUAUUGGAAUAUGUCCUGGAUCUCUUUCUCACGAUCGGAGCGAAUCCUGUCUGGAGGACUCUCUCGACGACCAUGAGAGCAUUCAUGAGAGUAAGAAGGUUUAGAAAAAAAUCAAGUCGGAUCCCUCGCAUCUCUCUUGCGGGUGUAGGACGAUGAAACGUGAUUGUGAUCGGUUUUUCUGCUUUCUUUUUUUUUUUUUUGUGAUUUUUCUCGAAGCGAAUCGCAAAUGUACAGUACGCGGUUUCGAUGAUGGAUCCUCGCAGUUGUUCACGAUGCAUAGUACAUUUAAUUUUCGUCGUACGAGAGGCGAGAACCGAACUGUGCGGCCAAUUUUGUUUUUCCCGAAUUUGAUGCCGCAUCGUAGUUAUAUUUGUCAAACUUCGUUAUAAUUUGUAAAUUGUUUGCGAAAGAGAGCAGGGAGAGUUUUUUCUUGUCAAAGAUAUAGUAAAUGAGAUUAUAAUAAAACGCAUGUCGCAACAGAAAGCUACGUUAGAUGAAAAACCGUGGUAUUUGGUUUAAACGUCAUCAAUAUUCUUGAUUACAAUGGCAUAUAUUCCAUUCUGUAAAUUCCUAUAGAACUUGUAAAGACUUAACUUUUCUUUUCAAUCUCAUAUAAGUCGAUUAAUGACCUCUCCGUUAACGAUAUUGUCUGUUAAUGAUAUUGACUUGCGAAAUUAUCGUUCGAUUUUUCACGAGACAGUCACGAGGGUUAACAUAAUUCCGCGCAAUUAUUACCGUAUCCUGCUCCACCAGCGGGCUGAGUACGUAUGUAUAAAUGUAGAAUAUCUCUUCGUAUAAGUCACAACAUGUAUAUAGAUCGAAUACAUUGGUAACUCGAGCAGCUAUCGAGUGUGUAAAGCUGUUCUCGAAUUUUUGCACAAAAUGAAAAUGACAUUUUUUCAGGCGAUACAAAUGAAAUGUUAGCUCCACGUUAGUGUCAAGAAAAUCAAGUGCAAUGAUGGGGAGAAGCCAGAACAAAUACAAUUUUGCUAGGACGCGUCAUUUCGACACACGCGUUUAAUACGGUUCUUGCCUUAAACUCGGCGUGCCAUUGUUCCAGCCGAAGCUAAAUACAAGGCAAAUUUCGGGAUCAUCUGCGUGUCCAAGAAAAUUAUUUCAAACGGUAUAUACAAUCAUCAAUUUUUGCCCGGCCAGUCUUGCCGACGAGAGCAAUGUCACGUCGAUUUACGGCAGCAAGAUGCUGAGGUCUUCUCGCUAAAAAGCUCGAUAGUUAAACGAUCAUACAGAACGUAGUACAACGGGCGCGCAGGGAGUGGGCGGGGGAGGACGUCUAGUUUUAGGGACAAUUCGCUCGGUUGUGCUUAGAUGGUAAGAAAAGAACACACGAUUGCGAGUUUCCGUGGAGCAUUUCUAUCUCAUCAGCAUCGAUCGGGCGUACUGUACAGGUGGUGGUGUGUCUGUGAAUGCGCAUGAUGAAUUAUGACAUCGUUCACUGUGUCUAAUAAAUAAUAAAACAGA
Molecule: messenger RNA, 3681 nt
Organism: Camponotus floridanus (Florida carpenter ant)
Lineage: Eukaryota; Metazoa; Arthropoda; Insecta; Hymenoptera; Formicidae
Product: casein kinase I
Exons: 9
Coding region: 462-1805 (447 amino acids)
Biological process (GO): signal transduction; peptidyl-serine phosphorylation; endocytosis
Cellular component (GO): cytoplasm; nucleus
Molecular function (GO): ATP binding; protein serine/threonine kinase activity
Source: RefSeq, a predicted model, not a curated record